This is a messenger RNA of Orycteropus afer afer, 1662 nucleotides long. NCBI's taxonomy places the organism in Eukaryota, Metazoa, Chordata, Mammalia, Tubulidentata, Orycteropodidae. The record is from RefSeq and is a predicted model, not a curated record.
AUGUUCAGGGAUGUGGCCGUGUUCUUCAGCCAAGAGGAGUGGGGACACUUGGAUGCUGCUCAGAGGGCCUUAUACCGGGAAGUGAUGUUGGAGAACUACAGCAACCUGGUGUCACUGGGGAUUCUGUUUUCUAAACCAAAGGUCAUCUCCCAGUUACAGCAAGGGGAAGACCCCUGGAUGGUAGAAAAAAGAGUUCUUCCAGGUGCCUGUCAAGGAUGGAAGAGUUUGCUUGAAACCACAGUUUCUGAAGGAGAAACUCAGGAAGUGAUAAUGAAAAAGCUGCUAGAUGGUGGUCCUUUUAACUUCAAGUUGGGAAAAACCUACAUAUAUGAGGGAAAGUUAGAGAAGCAACAAGGCAAAAAUAAGCCUUUCAGAAAAGUCUUAGUUACCUUCAGGAAAACCUAUGUGAAGGAGAGAAGCAUGAAAGGUAUUGAAUUUGGAAAAAAUCUCAGUCUGAAGUCACCACUUAUUAGAACACCCAGAAUCAUAUCCAGAGGAAGGAAAUCCUAUUCACAACAGUAUUCAUCUCUGCUUAAACAGCUGGGAAUCAACACAUGGCGUAAAUGUUAUAAAUGUACUGUCUGUGGGAAAGUCUUCCUCCAUAGCUCUUCCCUGAGUAAGCAUCAAAGAAUCCACACUGGAGAGAAGCUCUAUAAAUGUAAGGAAUGUAGGAAAGCUUUCAGCCAAAGCUCAUCCCUUACUCAGCACCUGAGGGUUCACACUGGAGAAAAACCUUACAUAUGUAAUGAAUGCGGAAAAGCUUUUAGUUUCACUACAUCUCUUAUUGGACAUCAAAGAAUGCAUACUGGAGAGAGACCCUAUAAGUGCAAAGAAUGUGGAAAAACUUUUAAAGGUAGUUCAUCUCUUAAUAAUCAUCAGCGAAUUCAUACUGGAGAAAAACCCUAUAAGUGUAAUGAAUGUGGGAGAGCCUUUAGUCAGUGCUCAUCUCUUAUUCAACAUCAUAGAAUCCAUACUGGAGAGAAACCAUAUGAAUGUAGUCAGUGUGGAAAAGCCUUUACUUCAAUAUCACGGCUAAGUAGACACCAUAGGAUUCAUACUGGAGAGAAACCCUUUAACUGUAACGAGUGUGGAAAAGUCUUCAGUUACCACUCAGCCCUUAUUAUACAUCAGAGAACUCACACUGGUGAGAAACCUUAUGCAUGUAAAGAAUGCGGGAAAGCCUUCAGCCAAAGCUCAGCUCUUAUACAACAUCAGAGAAUUCACACUGGAGAGAAGCCCUACAAAUGUAAUGAAUGUGGGAAAGCCUUUUCCUGGAUUUCACGACUUAAUAUACAUCAUAGAAUUCAUACUGGAGAGAAACCAUAUAAUUGUAAGGAAUGUGGAAAAGCCUUCAGUUCCCAUUCAGCAGUUAAUACUCAUCGGAAAAUUCAUAGUGGAGAGAAACCUUAUAAAUGUAAUGACUGUGAAAAAGCCUUCAACCAAAGCUCAGCUCUAAUUCAGCACCAGAGGAUUCAUACUGGAGAGAAACCAUUUAAUUGUAAAGUGUGUGGGAAAGCCUUCAGACAAAGUUCAUCCCUUAUGACACAUAUGAGAAUUCAUACUGGAGAAAAGCCUUAUAAAUGUAAACAAUGUGGAAAAGCUUUUAGUCAGAGUUCAUCCCUUACUAAUCAUCAGAGGACCCAUACUGGAGAGAAACUUUAA